Hipposideros armiger (great roundleaf bat) is the source of this 3623-nucleotide messenger RNA. It is a transcript of the gene ZNF599, whose product is annotated as zinc finger protein 599. Lineage: Eukaryota; Metazoa; Chordata; Mammalia; Chiroptera; Hipposideridae. The record is from RefSeq and is a predicted model, not a curated record. The transcript is spliced from 4 exons. Gene Ontology annotation, molecular function: RNA polymerase II transcription regulatory region sequence-specific DNA binding; DNA-binding transcription factor activity, RNA polymerase II-specific. The coding region runs from base 327 to 1919 and encodes 530 amino acids. Gene Ontology annotation, cellular component: nucleus. Gene Ontology annotation, biological process: regulation of transcription by RNA polymerase II.
ACCUGCCCUGGUGGUUGGAGCGCCGGCGGAGGGCGCUUCCCAGAACGUUCUUCGAGACCCAGCAAAGGAUAGUGAGGAGAAUAGUACCUCCGCGCUUUUGUACGCGCCGUCACCCCGCCUUAUAACAGGGUUGUCCGCCGAGCGCUCUCUGGGGCUUCGGCACCAGCCGUUCAUCUCCGCCGCUCCUGGAGGCGGCGCCCUAGGCCUGGUGCGCGUUCUACACGGCGGACCCUGAGGUGCCAGGUCACCCCGCCCAGGGCUGGCGUGAGGGGUCGGCCGAACAGGCUGGACCGGCUUUUGUCGCCCCUCUCGCGGUCUCGCUCCCUAUGGCGGCGCCGGCAUUGGUAUCAUUUGAAGAUGUGGCUGUGACCUUCACUAGGGAAGAAUGGAGACAUCUGGACCUAGACCAGAAGACCUUAUACCAGGAGGUGAUGCUGGAGAUUUGUGGACUCCUGGUCUCACUGGGGCAGCCUGUUCCCAAACCAGAGCUAAUCUACCUCCUGGAGUAUGGACAAGAACUGUGGAUAGUGAAGAGAGGCCUCUCCAAAAGCACCUGCACAGGUAAAGAAGUAAAACUUGAAACCACAGAGCCUACUGCUUCUCAGCUGGCCAUCACUGAGGAAGCCUCUUGUAAGGAAAGAGUGACACAGGGAACCUCAAGGAACUCCAAGUUGGAGCAAGCGAGGGAUCGGGAAAAGCAAUCAGAAAUGAGGGAAGAGAGUUUCAGGCCAGGAACAAACCCCCACAAGGAGACAUGCCAUAGGAGGCUGAGCCACAAGCAUGAUGAUUUGGAGAUAGAAGAUAGUCUGUGUUUAAGGGGCUUACAGGAGCGAGUCACUACACGAGAUGUGCUGCGUGCACAUGAUUCCCAAGGACCAGGAAAAGACUCUGUGAUGGAUGGAAAAAAUAACCUCUACAAAUGCAAGGAAUGUGGAAAGGGGUUUAGCAAGAAUUGGAUUCUUGUGCAGCAUCAACAGAUUCAUGCUGGAGUGAAGCCCUAUGAAUGCAGUGAAUGUGGGAAAGCUUGUCGCUAUAGGGCAGACUUCAUUCGACAUAUGAGGUUUCACACUGGGGAACAACCAUACAAGUGUAUCGACUGUGGGAAGGCCUUCAAACGCAGGUCUCACCUCACGGAGCACCAGCGUAUUCACACUGGAGAUAAGCCUUAUGAGUGCAAAGAAUGUGGUAAAGCUUUCACCCACCGCUCCACUUUCAUCCAGCACAAUGUGACCCACACAGGAGAAAAACCCUUUCAGUGCAAAGAAUGUGGAAAAGCUUUUUGCCUCAACUCAUCCUUCACUCAACACAUGAGGAUUCACACUGGAGAGAAACCGUAUGUGUGCAGUGAAUGUGGAAAGGCCUUUACUUAUCGCUCCACUUUUAUCCGGCAUAAGAGGACCCACACUGGAGAGAAGCCCUUUGAGUGCCAAGAAUGUGGCAAAGCCUUUUGUGACAGCUCUUCCUUAAUUCAACACACGAGGAUUCACGCGUGUGAGAGGCCCUAUGAGUGCAGGGAAUGUGGGAAGACCUUUACGCACCACUCUGUUUUUGUCCGACAUAAUAGGACCCACAGUGGAGAAAAACCCUUGGAGUGUCAAGUAUGCACCAAAGUCUUUUACUAUAGCUCUUCCUUCACUCGACACAUGAGGGUUCACACUGGGGAGAAGCCCUACAUAUGCAGAGAAUGUGGAAAGGCCUUUUCCCAGCCUGCAAAUUUUGUUCGGCAUAACAGGAUCCACACUGGAGAAAAACCCUACGAGUGCAAAGAAUGCAAAAAGGCCUUUUGUGACAACUUUGCCUUAACUCAACACAUGAGAACUCACACUGGAGAGAAACCCUUUGAAUGUAGAGAGUGUGGGAAGGUCUUCAGCCACAGCUCAUCGUUUACUCACCAUCGAAAGAUACAUACCAGAGUUUAAAAGAUGUAGGAAGGUUUUUUGCAAGUGUUUUCACCUCGGUCAAUUUUAACGAACUCAUACUGGUGACAUACCUUUCCUUUUAAAUAUAACCAAUUAAAUAUAAACAUGAACUAAAAUUUUACUUUUGAUGGAACUGCAGGAUGUGUGAUGGGCCAGUGCACUGUGUGGAGAAACCUCUUGGAGCACCUGGCUCAGGUGAACAGAGAGACGGCACCGCUGGGCCCCACAGGACACGACUAUAUAAGGCCACUCUGCCAAGACUGGGAGAUGUAGCACAUCUACCUAAUCCACAGAAACACACAAGGAGGCGGCCAACAUGGGGAAAGAAACAUGCAGUGUUUAGAAGGUUGCAAAAUUCUAACCAAAAUGUAAAACACUCAACUCUAACGUUUCUAGAAAAUAGGAGAAAAUCUUUUGUGUUCCUGCUGAAACCUUCCCAUGGUUUCACAGAAUAAUAAUUGAAUCCAAAUUUCCAUGGUGCCCUAUCUGCAUCUGGCCCUGCUACCCCACUCCAUCAGUUAUCAAUUGCUGUUAUCUCUGGCCACACUAGCCUUGACCUGGUUCCAGCCAACCUCAGGGGCUUAGAUAUAGUUCUCUUUUCCUGGACUGCUGUGCCCCACCUUGGAACCUCACUAGGGCUCCUGCGUGUUUCCUGGGUCUGCAUAUCACCUAGCUUAUGUUCCUCAAGGGUAGACAUGACAGUGUUUUGGAAUAAAGAGUACUUUUAAUAAUUGUUGGUAGAGCUACCCUCAGUGGUCCAACUUUGGAUGUUAUAAAAAACACAUGAAGGGGAUGAGGCCUUUUUAUCCCUCAUACCCCAAUUCCCACACCUCAAAAUGACCAGUUAUUAUAAGCGUGUCAGGGAAAUUGGAAAGAAGCCAUACACACAUUUCCAUUUCCUUUCUCUUCUACCUCUCAAAAUACCCUUCAGAUGGAUUUCUCGUAUAAACAUGGGAAGUUAUUGUAUACAUUUUUCCUAAAUUCAUAAUAACCACUGGGUCUCUCUCAUGGAAAAUUCUCAGGUGUAGUGUAAGGCUCUCAGCUGGGUCAAUUUCUAAUAUGACCAUUUAGAUAAAUGGUUACCUGCCACAGAAACCUUUCACAGGGAUGACAAUUAUGUUUCUCUUCAGUAUGAAGAGAUAUCAGAUACUGAGAAAGAUAUUUCUCUGGCCAAAAGAUUAUCCUGAAUAGUUAACCUUUAAUUUUUUUUCUAGGAAUUACUUCAUAUGACUGUACUGAACAGCAUACUGUGUAUGUUCACAGUACUGUGCAUUGUGUACUGGCUUAUUGUCUGAGUACUGUACAUAUGUCCUGUUUGUGCAUGUGUAUGACUGAGAGUUAAAGCAGUACAAUAAUGAGUACAUUACACAAAAAGGACAUAGUUGAAAUAUUUUUGUUACAAUGAAAUAUUGCAUAUAAUUUAUUUAUAAGAAACAUAUUAGCACCAUGCUCUAACCAGUUGAGCUAACCGGCCACUUGCUAAUCAGAAACAUAUUAAAUGAGGUGCCUUUAAACAAAAAACAUUCCAUAAAAGGUCAUGUACUGAUUGGUUGUGGUGACCAGAGGCUCACAGGAAUUUGAAUCUGCAUUUCCCCUACGUAGCAGUGACUCAGUGUUCACUAUAUCUGCUUUGGAUUAUUUUUUAAUUCCUUUUUAUCUCCUUUUAUUGGUUUAUUAGCUUUUUUUUUUUUAAGAUUUUUUUUA